Molecule: messenger RNA, 870 nt
Organism: Cloeon dipterum
Lineage: Eukaryota; Metazoa; Arthropoda; Insecta; Ephemeroptera; Baetidae
Product: EEF1A lysine methyltransferase 2
Exons: 6
Coding region: 125-772 (215 amino acids)
Cellular component (GO): cytoplasm
Molecular function (GO): protein-lysine N-methyltransferase activity
Source: RefSeq, a predicted model, not a curated record
CACACAACUCGCAACUCAAAACAAAAAUCACAUUUUAGCAAAUCAAAAACACAAAGGACCCAUAGGACAAUUUCAGGAACCUAGCAGAUUUCGGAAUUUCACAUUCAUCGCUAGACAAACAAAAAUGGAAGAUGACAAUGAACCGUCAGAAUUAGGAACAAAGGAAUACUGGGACAAAACGUAUCAGUUGGAAAUGAGCAAUUUCCAGUCCCAUGGCGAUGUUGGUGAAGAAUGGUUUGGAGAAGACUGUGCAACCCGAGUUGUUAGGUGGUUGAACUCAUGCGAUGAGUUAAACAAGAGCUCCAAAAUUAUAGACAUUGGAUGUGGAAAUGGAAUGCUUCUUUCUUUUAUGGCUGAGGAGGAGUAUGAGAAUUUACUCGGAGUAGACUACAGUCCUCAGGCUGUUGAGCUCGCUGUUGCGGUUGCGAAAAAAAUGGCCCACAACAUCACUUUCAAGGUGUGGGACAUCAUAAGCUCUGAGCAGUGCCCAGGAGAUAUACCCUUUGACGUGGCAUUGGACAAAGGCACCUACGAUGCUAUAGGUUUAAGUAAGAAUGGAGCCGAGGACAGAAAAACGUACAUCAAGAACACGCACUCGAUUUUGAAGCCUGGAGGACUAUUGAUAAUCACCUCAUGUAACUACAGCGAGGAUGAAUUGGUUGAACAAUUUUCAGAGAAUUUCAAGAAAGUUUCUAGGAUUCCUGCUCCAACAUUUAAAUUUGGAGGUCGUGAAGGAAGUCUCAUCUCAUCGAUCAUCCUACGCAGUGUUUAAGGAUUUUCAAUUUAACCCCAUGAUAUUUAAUCAUAAUUUUGCAAUGUUUACAAAUAAAAAAUAAACAAAUCCUCGAUGGUUCAAACCAUUAAAGCAUA